AGAGAGAGAGAAGAAGAAAGAGAGUAGCACCAGCGAUCGAGAGCUACACAGAGAGAACCUGAAACAUAUAUCGGCCACUGCGAGGCUCAAAUAAUUAUUUAUUUUUAAAAUUAAAAAAAAAAUAAAAAAAAAAGAAGCUAAAGGGCAAAAGCCUGAAGCAGCAGCGAAGGCGAAGAUUCGGAACUUUGAAGUCACUGAGUCCCUCUUCGAUUCCUCUUCUGCAAUUCGUCCGAGUUCGUUUCAUUCCAAGUUCGGGAGAAGCAACCACGCCGAGCUUGGUGAUUUGAAGUUAGGGUUUUCAUUUAUUGUGUAUUUGAACGAAUAUUGGGUUGAUUCGAAGGGUUUGGAAUGAGCUCGGCCAGUGAGUUUGAUCUCUAGGGUUUUUGGAUUUUUGGGAGAUGGGACUCAGGAUUGCAUUGUAUAUUCAUUGAAAAUUGGGGUUUAUUGGCAUUAGUUGUUGUUCCAGAUGCAUUUCCCAAAAUAUAUGGAGCUGGAUGUUUGAUUGGCAUUGAAAGAUACGUAGAGGGGUGAAUUUAGAAUGGUUUUGAGGCAUGGAUAACAACAAUCUGCUGCUCAGUCGUAGUUACUGUUUCUGUUGAAUGUGGAUGGUGUAUAAAUCUGUUGCUUCUUGAGAAAUGCAACCACACCAGAGCUCAAGAGUUGAUUUGGGUGAGUUGAAAGCUCAGAUAGUGAAAAAGAUUGGGGUUGACAGGUCGAAGAGGUAUUUCUAUAACUUGAAUAGGUUCUUAAGUCAGAAGCUUAGUAAGAGUGAAUUUGACAAAUCAUAUUAUCGUGUACUCGGAAGGGAGAAUCUUCCAUUGCACAAUCAACUUAUACGUACAAUUUUGAAGAAUGCAUCUCAUGCCAAGACACCACCUCCAUUUCACGAAGUGGGUCCUGCAAAAACAUUGAUUCAAACUGCAAAAGCGUCUCCUAGUAAAGAAGACGGGCAUGAACAAAGUGGAUCCCUCAUUCCGGCUCAGAAUCAAAAUGUACACAUUUGGUCAAACGGGGUCUUGCCUGUGUCCCCUCGAAAGGGUAGGUCCGGGAUACGUGAUCGCAAACUUAGAGAUAGGCCUAGCCCGCUUGGCCCAAAUGGGAAGGUCGAUGUGGUGCAUCAUUCUACGGGUACAGAAGAUAAUGGUAGUAAGGGUAUCAUGGAAAAUGGAGAGUUGAUUCCCUGUGAUUAUCAAAGACCAUUGCAGCUACUUCAGCCAGUUGCAGAAGCAGCAGAACAACCAGAGAAUGAAAAGGAGCAUCUGGUCACACGAACCUCUGAAAAAACAAGGAUAGGUAGCAUAGACCACUCGAAAGUUGCUGUUGUUGAAGAUGGGGAAGAGGUGGAGCAGGGAAGGUACCCUAAUUUCUCAAAAAGACCUCUUGUGGCACCACCUGGAAUUCCUUUUUACUCUGCCAGUGUUGGUGGUGCCCGUAAAGCUAUUCCAGUGGCAAGCAGCGGCAAAUUUUUCAGCUGUUAUGACAGUGGUGGGUUAUCUGACACGGAGACAUUGAGAAAAAGGAUGGAGCAGAUUGCAACUUCUCAGGGCAUUGGAGGUGUUUCGCUGGAAUGUGCUAAUACGCUGAAUAAUAUGUUAGAUGUGUAUUUAAAGAGGCUGAUUCGAUCAUGCGUUCAGCUGGUUGGAGGCAGAUCUGCACAGUUUGCAAAACAGGGCCCUACCCAUAAGCAGCAGGUUCCAGGCAAGAUUAUUAACGGCAUUUGGCCUAGCAAUCACUUACAUAUGCAGAGUAGCGGUGAACCUGUGGAUUGUAUGCAGGAGAAGAAAUCAAGGUGUUCAAUAUCUUUACUUGAUUUCAAAGUUGCCAUGGAGCUAAAUCCACAGCAACUUGGUGAAGAUUGGCCGUUGCUGCUGGAGAAAAUUUGCAUGCAAUCAUGUGAGGAAUGAAAUGUGUACACUGAGAUUUGUUUUUUCUGAAGCUACGUUUGUGUUAGUCUGUUCUGGUUCAAAGGCUUUGACAACUGUGUUUGGAGACUGUUGAUGUGCCCAGUUAUUGCCAGCAUGAAGCAGAUGAGUCCCAUUUACAUAAGGCUCUGGUCCUUGCAACAUGAAUUUAGUUGUUGGGGCAUCAAAAUAACUUUAUUCUAUGGGUGCAGAGCCAGCACGAUCAGGAGAUUGCGGCAACCAAGUGAGGGUAACUUUAAGAAAGAAUACCCUGAAUGGUUGCACUGUUGUAAAAUUAGCAUGUCUCCUUGGAUUGUUACAGCUUCAAAGCUUUCUGUAAAAUGUACAGGCUGCCCGGGGGAAUUCUAAAAAAUUUUGCAGGGAUACUGUUGUUUAGCUUGGUGAAAGGUAAAAUACUUGUGCAAGGGCUGCAAUGAUGCACUUUUAGAUUUUGAGAAUUGAUUGGUUCCAUUAUUAAUAACAAAUUGACAUCCCUUUUCUCAUAA
This is a messenger RNA of Tripterygium wilfordii, 2407 nucleotides long. RefSeq lists its product as uncharacterized. Gene Ontology annotation, molecular function: transcription coactivator activity. NCBI's taxonomy places the organism in Eukaryota, Viridiplantae, Streptophyta, Magnoliopsida, Celastrales, Celastraceae. Gene Ontology annotation, cellular component: SAGA complex. Gene Ontology annotation, biological process: regulation of transcription by RNA polymerase II. The record is from RefSeq and is a predicted model, not a curated record. Bases 636 to 1904 code for a protein of 422 amino acids. The transcript has 2 exons.